CUCAAAAUAAGCAAAAUAUGUAUGUCAAAAUAUAUGGUACUAAAUUGUAACCCCAAACCAAACUAACGGAAACAUAGCAAUCAGUAGAAAUGGUAGCAAUCUUUAACCAAUGAAAUGAAUGGAAAUCAUAUGUAAAUGGGAACAAAAGUGACAAACACUACAUGCACCUGAUUACUACAUUUUUCAAUUAUUGCGAUUAUUGCAGAUCAAAAUGAAAAAUUAAUUGUGUUGUUUUGCGUACUCGUUUGCAUAUAAGUGUGCCCUGUGUAUAUACUAUAAAACUACAAAUAUAAUAUUUAAUAAAAUGUCGACAAGUGUUCGAUAAAAGAAUUUGGAGAGUCGAAAAUCAAUUUAAAGUUCCAUAUGUGGGCUGGUUACUUUUAAACAAUAAUGGCUAAUACGUUAAAAAUAUCCGAGGCUGUUAUUAACAAACUAUCUACAAUCAACUUCACUUAUUCAGGAUGUUUGCACGGCAUAUUCUACAAGAAUUCUUUGCUUGUUUUGGGACUUCAUGUUGAAACUGAUGAGAAAGACGAAAUUAUUAACUCCUUGCCCACUGAAGUAGAUAUUUGUGGUGUAAUAGAUAUUAAUAGUGAAGAAAAUAAUGUUAAAGUGGAUGAUAUACUAAGAAAAGUUGAUAUAACAGACAAUCCUAUUUAUAUUUCUUUUAACAGUUCUUUAGAGAAUUCAAUUUCAGCUUAUUUUAUUGUUAAUGAUCAACUGAAAAGUGCAAAUUUUGAAAUUGUCAAACAAGCAAAUAUAUAUUCCGAAUUUGUUCAUGUUCGUUUGAGGGCAAGUUUGCCUAUUUAUACUGAACUCAACAUAGAUGCAAUCAAGGAAGCAUUUCUAACAUUGAGAAAGCAGUUUACUUCUGGACAAGUUGCAUUUAAUUUCCAGAAAUCAAAAGUAUACUUGGUAGGUCAUGACUUAGAAAACAGAUUAAUUGGACUAUCUGGGGAUCCAACAGUUGGAGAAUUGUGUGAUGAAUCCUAUGUCACAAAUGAAGGUCAAAUUAAUCAGAGAAAAAGGAAAAGCGGCCAAAAUAUACAACAGCAAGUUAUUGAAGUGUAUAUGUUCAAAAAAUCAACAAGAGAUUUUCCUGUGGAAGGUACCACUUUACAUGCACCUGUAGUGCAUGUUGAUAAAAAAACAUUCCAGUCCUUACAGUUAUGGGUUGAAGUUGAUGCUCUGUCUAUGGUUCAUGUGGAUAGUAAAGUUGUGAAUCUGUAUGAUAUAAUAGUGGAGAGUUCGUGUCGAAAUUUAAGGCUACAACAAAAUGCUUUUUUUAAAUUUUUUACCGAUUGCAUUGAGGAACAGGGCAAAAUAUCCAAUCUAAAAAUAUAUCACUUUUAUCCCGAAAGUUGUGGGCAUUUCGUCACCAAAGCAUAUCCAAAGAACUUUGCAGAUAUUGAUUUAGAAGAAGAACGAAGUCUUCUUCAUAAACAGUUGUUGUUGCCUGUAAAUCGGCCCAUAUUUCGUAAAUCUAACGUAUUUUUAUUUAGAAGUGAUAUACAGAUAGGUGGCCCUCUCAUAAAUCCACACGAAGGUUUAAUACAUACUGGAAAUGAAAAUGAAGUUGUCAUUGUGAGGGGAAAAUAUUUAUAUUAUCACUAUUGUCAAAAUAAAAUGGAUGAUAAUGGAUGGGGUUGUGCAUAUAGAUCUUUGCAGACGUUAGCCUCUUGGUUUCUUCUUCAGGGUUACACCUGUCGGCCUGUACCAACGUUUGAUGAAAUACAAAAGUGUCUGGUAGAUAUCGGCGAUAAAUCUAAUAGUUUUAUUGGUUCUAAACAGUGGAUUGGUUCCACUGAAGUUACAUUUGUUUUAAAUUCUUUGCUUGGGAUAACUUCUAAAAUAAUUUACGUAAGUUCUGGCGAAGAAUUAGCGACAAAAGGUCCCGAUUUAAUAAACCAUUUUAAAACUCAAGGAACCCCCAUAAUGAUUGGUGGUGGAGUUCUAGCUCAUACUAUUUUAGGUGUAGAUUAUAAUAGAAAAACUGGUGACAUUCAAUUUCUUGUUUUGGAUCCUCACUACACUGGACCGGAAGAUGUAGAGAUAAUUCAGAAGAAAGGGUGGUGUGGUUGGAAAGGAAUGAAUUUUUGGGAUAAAGGAUCAUAUUAUAAUAUGUGUCUUCCCCAAGCACCCACUUGCAUAUAAUUUUUGAUGGAAUAUUUUGUUUUUUAUACUUUUAAAACACUUAAUAAAUGGAUUAUACGGUUUUACA
Molecule: messenger RNA, 2221 nt
Organism: Agrilus planipennis (emerald ash borer)
Lineage: Eukaryota; Metazoa; Arthropoda; Insecta; Coleoptera; Buprestidae
Gene: Ufsp2
Product: ufm1-specific protease 2
Exons: 7
Coding region: 391-2154 (587 amino acids)
Source: RefSeq, a predicted model, not a curated record